Loa loa (African eye worm) is the source of this 3150-nucleotide messenger RNA. RefSeq lists its product as hypothetical. Gene Ontology annotation, biological process: protein polyubiquitination. Lineage: Eukaryota; Metazoa; Nematoda; Chromadorea; Rhabditida; Onchocercidae. The transcript has 22 exons. Bases 8 to 2920 code for a protein of 970 amino acids. Gene Ontology annotation, molecular function: ubiquitin protein ligase activity. The record is from RefSeq and is a predicted model, not a curated record.
UUCAAGAAUGGAUGGAUCUGAUGAACAAGAACAAGAUAGUACUCAUCGGCAUGGGCCUACGCAAACUUUGAAGAUAGCUAUUGGGAAGUAUCAUAAACAGUUACUGGUGGGUUGUGGACGAUUAUACUGUUCCAAUGAGAACUGCGCAUCAUCCGGAAAAUUACCCAAAUUAACAAGUAAUGAAGCUGCGGCUCGAGCAAUUAUUUGUUUGCGAGAUAGGGCACGAUUAUGUGAACCACUUCCGGAAUUUUUGACAGUGAAAGCAACAGAUCCUCAGGAAUCACUAAAUGAAGAAACAGUGAAAAAAUUACUGGAAAAAUGUCGGGCAGAGGAUGAUUGGUAUUGGAUACGAGCUUAUCUAGAACGUUUAUUAGGCAGUCGUGUAGCACUAUUGAGUUCAUUCCGCAGGAACAGUUUUCGGGCACAGUUAGAUGGAAAUGCAGUCGAUUCUGGAGUAAUAGGUACAUCAAUCGAACAACAGUCAGUUUCACAACGAAAACGAAGAGCACAGGCCGAUGUAGAUGGUACAGAACUGCAGUUGGAAACCAAGACAGAUACCUCUUCCAUCACUGUUAACUGUGGAGAGAAAGAAAUAGAAGAAGAGAUAGAUCGAAAAUGUUAUCGUGGAGAAAAAACAAGCAGUGAAUUAGCAUUGGAUAUAACUCAAUCUUCUCAUUCAGAUACCUCCGCUAGCAUGUCACUUUCUCGUACAUUGGCAGGUGAACUUGCAAGAUCAGCAUCUGAUUCAAGCAGUAUGCAGUAUGCAAGCAACGCAUCGCAGAAGAGUUACACUUAUUAUGGAUGGAUAAAUGAGGAGAAAGCUACGCGGUCAGUGGAAGAGAUUUCAGAAAUCAUUGCACAACUGCGGGAAGGAAAAUCACCAACGGAUAUGGAUGCAGCAGGACGUUGUUUUCGUUUACUUUUCAUCGAAACAAAUGAACACACGAAUUAUUUAAAUGCUGCAAUGGGUGCAGUAGCUCAACUUUGUAGCAUAAUUGAUUUCCAGCUGCAAUAUGAACGAGCCUGGGAACGUGAUCCAGCCGGUAUUACACACAUCAUAUGUUUAAUGUUCGAAUUACCAUUCGUCCAAUGGCUUGAAUUUAUCGAAGUUGGCUUCACGCCGCUGUGUAAAAUGUGCUCAAAUUUAUCAGAAGAAGGCCAAAUGGCAUUGGCAUCAGUGUGGGCUAAUUUUGGAUCCCAGUGGAUACAGGAACGUAUUAACCUUAUGCAGCAGGCAAUUACUCUUCGUGUCUUAACUGUAAUUGAUGCGGUUGGAAGCUUGCCACUUUUUACUGAUCGAAUUGAACCUUUACCUGCUGCGAUUCAAGCGUUGUCUAUAUUGUAUAAGGCGACUUUGAUCAGAUCCAAACGUGAUAUGAUUCUGCCUCGGGAUACCAUUACAAUGAAUGAAAUGACAGAAGUCCAUGAUACGGACUUGUCAGCAGUGAAUGUAGAAACUAAUGAUGGAAUAAAUUCACGGGAAAACAAUAGGCGGCGAAAUUUCUCGUCUUUUCUUGAGGCGUUUACUUAUAACGAAAUUGAGCUAGACGAAGAAGAAGAAAUCCGUUUAGCAAGAAAAGCACCGAUUGAUGCAUGGCUGGUAACGAAAACCUGUUUACCCUUAACAGAAUUGAUGAAUACAACGUUGAGUGAUAAUAUUUCAGUUCAGGAUGAUUUUGUUGCAUAUAAGUCUUAUGAGAAUGGACAUGCAUUUUCUGUGAUGCCCGAAUAUUCGUUCAUAUUAACAACCGAAGUGAAACAACGUUUUCUCUACUUAAAUAAUCGAAUUCGUCAGAGAAGUGAGCGUAGACAAGCAUUGGCUGAUGCUAUAACAUUCGGUGUCUCGAUGGAACCGUAUUUGAAAUUAAACAUUCGUCGCGAUAAUAUUAUACGUGAUGCUUUAGAUAGUCUGGCUGCAAUUGCAAUGGAUAAUUCAGCUAACUUCAAGAAGCAGCUUCGGAUCCAGUUCGAUGGAGAACAAGCUGUAGACGAAGGAGGUGUAUCGAAAGAGUUCUACCAAUUAAUAACUGAUGAACUAUUUUGUCCGGAUUACGGCAUGUUCAUUUUAAAUGAAAAAACGGGUUUAUAUUGGUUCAAUUCUCAGUGCAACUUUUGUGAUGAUGAAUUUGGACUAAUCGGACUACUGUUUGGAUUAGCCAUAUACAACAACAUACUUAUUGAUGUGCGAUUUCCCACCUUAGUUUAUGUGAAGUUACUCGCAAGGCCGGCCGUUUUUGACGAACUUGCUCAAAUUGAUCCGGAAUUAUACAGUGGAUUACGACAAUUACUUGAAUGUGAUGAUGAUGUGGAGAACAUUUACAAUUAUACGUUUCAAAUUUCAUACAAAGAUGUUUACGGUUGUAAUCACGAUGAAGAGCUAAUACCAAAUGGCGCACAUAUACCUGUAACACUUGCUAACAGAAAGAAAUUUGUGGCGUGUUAUGCUGAUUUCUUGUUAAAUCGUUCGGUGAGACGGCAAUUUGAUGCAUUUAGUAUGGGCUUUAAUAAAGUAGCUAACCGCGGAUUGUUAAGGAGAUUAUUUAUGCCUGAUGAAGUCGAACAGUUAGUUUGUGGUGUACUUGAUUUGGAUUUCGAUAUACUUGCGCAUUGUACAAAAUAUCAAAACGGUUUUACUGAAACCAGUCAGACAGUGAAGGAUUUCUGGACAGUGGCAAAGGCAAUGAGUACGGAGGAAAAAAAAAUGUUGCUUCAGUUCAUCACAGGUUCCGAUAGAGUUCCUGUAGGAGGUCUAGCAAAAUUAGAGGUCAUUAUUGCUCGAAAUGGUGAUAAUAAGGAGAGACUGCCAACAGCUCAUACUUGCUACAAUGUGAUGUUAUUACCCGAUUAUGGAGAUCUUGAAAUAACAAGAGAGCGUAUUACCAAAGCAAUUAGCUAUAGUCGUGGAUUUGGUUUACAGUAAGCUGAAAAGGAGCACAUCCUGAAUACAUAAUUAGCACUGUUGCUGUCGAUACUUUAGGGCUGUGAGGAAUGCAGAGGAAUACCUGUAAUAGGAAUCAUCAUCCGACGUGUUUUGUAUAUAGUACUGUUUUGCAGUUUUCCUGGAAAAUAAUUUUAUUUAUGAAAAUUCACUGUGGUGCCUUUUUUCUUUUCAAGACAAUCAUUAAAAAGCUUUAGAUUCAUUAAUUUCAC